Molecule: messenger RNA, 363 nt
Organism: Bactrocera tryoni
Lineage: Eukaryota; Metazoa; Arthropoda; Insecta; Diptera; Tephritidae
Product: cuticle protein LPCP-23-like
Exons: 2
Coding region: 1-363 (120 amino acids)
Source: RefSeq, a predicted model, not a curated record
AUGUUCAAGUUGUUCGCUGUCUGCUUCCUGGCACUCUUCGCUGUUGCCUUCGGUGCUGCUAAACCCGGUUUGUUGGCUGCCCCAUUGGCUUACUCUGCUCCUUUAGCCGUUGCCCCAGUUGCUGCUGCCUAUGCCGCUCCAGUCGCCGCUGCUUACUCAGCGCCCCUCGCCUACACUGCCGGAUAUGCUGGUUACGUCGCACCCUACGCCAGCAGCUACUCAGCUCACUCGAUCGCCCACUCCGCCGCUUUCCCAGCUGCCUAUGCCGCCGCUCCAGUGGUUGCCGCCCAUGCUCCCGUAGUUGCUGCCCCAGCUCCAGUCCUUGCCGCUGCCGCCCCAGCUGUUGCAGUGCUCAAGAAGUAA